Messenger RNA from Phlebotomus papatasi, 967 nucleotides. Its product is annotated as coiled-coil domain-containing protein 134-like. The coding region runs from base 1 to 654 and encodes 217 amino acids. The transcript has 4 exons. The record is from RefSeq and is a predicted model, not a curated record. Lineage: Eukaryota; Metazoa; Arthropoda; Insecta; Diptera; Psychodidae.
AUGGAACUCCUCGGAACUUUGCAAAUAUGUGUCCUUUUCCUUGCCCUAACCUCUGCAGCCAGCGACGAAGAGACUUCCUUGAAUAUUACACCAAAAAUCUAUUCAAAUAUCUUUGUGAGAAAGAGGGAAGAACACCGGCUAGUUCGAACGCAUUUGCGAAUCACGGACAGCUAUGAGAAACAAUUUACCCUCCUCAAAUUAGCUUACGAGAAAAUCCUUCAGGUGAUACAGGAAAGCCGAAAAGUUUUACAAGAGGAGCCUGAAGGGAAGGUACUACCGGCAAAUCAGACGGAGAUGGAAGCUCUGUUUCUUCUGCUGGAAAAUACUUGUUUAUUUGGAGAUCUGGUACUCUACAUGCCAGAUAUAUCUUUCAGGGUACUUGAGAAGGUGCCGCACUGGAGAGAAAUUAUAGAUUGGGCAUUGAAAAUAACAAUGAGACAUGAAAUUGUGAUUGACGAGAGAUCAAUGGAGAUGUUAAGUUUAUUCAACCAGGAAAUCAAUCCAGAUCAGCGCACCAGUGACUAUAUCAAUCCAUACAGACAAGAAAUGGACUAUCCGCCCCCUGAGAUGACCAAACCCACCAAGAAGAUCCGGAAGAAGCUGAAGCGGGGACCUCAGCUCACCGGUGGUCAGAAAAAUCAUGAAGACUUGUAGAGAAGAGCUUUUUAAGGCGUUAAAUAUUUGCUUAUUCCACCGACUGGCAUCGUAGAUACUGUGCUGUGAGGGGUUGUGGGUCGAGAGCCGGCUAAGGAGUGUGUUGUUGAGGCAUUUAGAGAGGCCAUAGUACCCAUCUGCAAGGAAAAUGUAAUUAAAACAAAUGAAGAUGAUUGGAAAUGAUACUGACAUGAAAGUUGUAACUUUUAAGGAAUCCCAUAUUUUAUAGUGAGACUAAUAUUAAACCUUAUCAGGAAGCUGCAGUUAUACGUAAUAUUAGGCCACGCUUCCUUAAAGAUUUUUACUAAAUUUA